AUGCAGCAAUUGGCCGACCGCUUCGAGACAGGCUACCAGCACUUGAGGCGCGCACUGGCGCGCGCGCUGGGGCACGCGGCCCCGGUUCCGAGUUCGUCGUCUGGAAGGAAGCCGGAGAGACCAUUCAAGUGGAUCCAGGAGGAGCUCGGGGGCGUGCCGGAGGUUUUCCCGGCGAUAGUCCUCGGCUGGCUGAUGUUGGUGCGAUCGGGCCUUGACUCGCGCGAGCGCGCGGCGAUCGUGACCGCCGCCGGGGGCUCGCUGGACGUCAGCCUGAUCCGUGAGAAGCUGAUCUCGAGCUGGGAGGACGACGACUUGGCGGAGAGAGACGGGCAAUCCAUGUUCCCGAGGGCGUACGUGGCCCAGCUCGAAGAGGACGAUCGCACGUGGCUAGACUGCGAGGAGGGCGGACCAAUUGCGAGCAGCUUCGCAGCUGGCCGUGAGCAUCAGGAGCCGCGCGAGGAGGAGCCCGACCAGACGGAGGCCAACGACGAGGACAUCGAGGCGUACUUGGUAGAGCAGUACGAGGAGGCGGAGGCGCUAGCGGCGAUUCACGCCGCCCAGCGCACCCUUCGCCAGGUCCGCGAGGCGCGGGCGGACAGCCGCCUGAGCAGGGGCUUCUACCGCGGAGGCCGGCCCGGGGGCAAGGGGGCUGGCCGAGGAUUUCCAGCGGGACCCUGUCGGCCGAUGCCUCCCCAGUGCGGCGCCAGGGGCCAGAUGUUGCCGCCGAGCAAGGGCCGGAAGAAGUGUGCGAAGUGCGGCGGCGCGCGCUGGGCGCAGGACUGCCAGGAUCGCCGCGGCCCCCGGCUCACGCCAGGGGCGACGGGCCCGCCAGAGGCGAGCGCGAAGGUGGCGAAUUGCAGGAAGGAGCUGAAGUUCAACCUGGUGGCGUCGCUGGUCGCCGAGCAGAAGUCUGGGGACUCGAAGUGCGAGGCGAUGUUCGCGGACCAGGUCAUCCAGGGAAUUGUCGACCUUGGCUGCGCAGACGCCAUGGGCGGCGAGCGUGCGCUCGACAUCGUGGCCCGCAUGAACAUGGAGAAGUACGGCGACGCGAGGCUGCGGGAGGCGAAUCUGGACUACCAGCCGGUCUAUGGCUUCGGGAAUGGCGGGAAGGAGCGCGCCUACGGCCAGGUGAAAUUCGGCAUCGCCGGCGGCGGCAUGGAGGGCGACAUCGCCAUCGACGGUUUCGCGAAGGACGUCCCGAUCCUCGUGUCCAAGAAGGUGCUGAAGAAGCUGGGAGCCGUCGUCGACUGUGACACUGGAGUCGCAGUGUUCGUGAAGCUGGCCCCGGGGAUCCCGGCCCAGCUGGAAGAGUCACCAGACGGCGGCCGCUGCUACAUGAGCCUGGUGGGCGACCUGCUCGAGCAGAGUGUCCAGGACCUGGCCGAGCUGCAGAACUUCAAGACGAUCUGCAACCACCUCUCUGAAUGGAGCAGGGCGAGCGCAGCCGCGUGCCAGGGCUCAGACGUCGGCGCAGACGAGCGCGCAGAGCGAGCCGUCGAUGGUAGAGCGAUGCGCUGGGGCAGCCUCGUCCGCGAGGCCGUGCAACUCGCCUGCAUCGGGGCUGCCAGCCGGAGUUGCCCACCCUACAGCCGGGCCUGGAGCGUGGACGAGCUGAAGCAGAUCCCCAAGGAUAAUAUGUUCCCGAAGGCGGAGACGGCCGCGCAGAUCGAGAUGAAGGGCCUCGACUCGAUGAAGAAGGCCCAGCUGCUCGCGAAGGCGACGCAGGUCGGAGCCCACGCAACGCCGGGCGUGACCUACCCUUCGCUCAAGCUCUCGAUCCGCAAGGCGAUCCUCCAGAGGCACGCGCCGGAGCCGACCGACUACAUGGGCUUCGGGAAGCACGGCGCCCUGACGUACCAGCAGGUUCUGAGCCAGCACCCCACCUGCGCGACCUGGUGCAAGACGGAGGUGAACGCUGGGAGCAGCUGGGAGAUGGCCAGGUUUGUCUCAUGGCUCAACGAGCAGGAGGUGGUCCGCGCGAGGACGAUGGACGUGAUUAUGGAAGACCAGCUCGAGGAGCAGGAGAAGCUGGAGGCCGCAGCCCAGGAGGAGAAUAACACCAACUAG
Molecule: messenger RNA, 2067 nt
Organism: Prorocentrum cordatum
Lineage: Eukaryota; Dinophyceae; Prorocentrales; Prorocentraceae
Source: the annotation of a GenBank genome assembly